GGCUAUUAAGUCCUAACCAGGCUUGUUUGGCAGCUGGGUAUGUGUAAUUUGCAUUGACUGUGUUUGGUUCAUGUAUUAUGUGGCCUAGGCUAGUUGGCUUCAAAACAUGACAGCUGUCUCCCAUUUAGAAUAGCCUGUCUGCAUAACUUCAUAUUUAAGCCAUUGAAUGAGGUCCAUUACCUAUAAAAGGAGCACACUGACCCAUGCUGUUUUUCUAAUCCUCUGAAAUCUAGAUGCAUAGUCAUUGCGGAAGGAAACGUUUCAUUAUGAUAUGCCUACUGACCUUUUGGUUAGUUAUCUAUUAUCUCUGUUUUCUCAACUGAACGCACCACUAACAACCAGAAAGUUAAUAAUGAAACAACACAUACACUGAAUUGCUUUUCAGUGCCUCUUUCUUUGCCUUUGGUGUGCACCAACAGGUGGAGCCGCCUUUACUGUUUGCUUACUACUUAACUAUGUUGACCAAGCAGGAUAUCAUCCCGGAGUCACUCAAGUCAAGUCUGGAGGACCAACCUUACUGGAGACUGUAAGACUGGAUUUGGCUACAGCAUUGUUUUAAAGGAGGUGUUUUAAUCUGACAGAUUCACUAAAAUCGAUUAAUACAUGGACAUACAUACAGAGUAAUACUCAAAACAAGUCAAACGUAUGUUGUUGUCCACGGCGACAUGAAGGGGUUAGAAUGGAGUUGUCCCCUGCUCAGGCUGAUGGUUCACAAUGUGCUGCUGUUUACGGUCAGUGAAUGCCUUGGGGACCACCACAUGUUGGAUGAUGUAAGAUUUCUAAACCAAAUAGAGGAAGUGGAAUCCAGCUCUCUGCAAGUUCUCUAUUCAUGUUCUGAACCAUCGGUAGUCCAUUUAGAGGCCCUUGUGUCCUUCAACGCUGGAGACAUUUCAACUGUCUUUAGUCGGCACUGGACCUGUCAUCCAGGCUCCUCGAAGGUUAGGACAGUGACUCUCACCCUGCCUGACUGGCUUGUGUACCAAGCUGACUGGAUGAUCCAGCCCUCGGCGUGGGUCCUUAGUGGUAUGCUGCGUGCCUGGGUCAGUGGGGAUGGAGGUGUGGAUGGGUAUAUGUCUGCACCGGCUCAUACAAUGAUGCUACUGAAGCUCCGGGACCCCUUCAGCAGGCCUCUGAAGCAGCACCAGCUGUGUCUGAGCUGGGGCAUGGAGAGGCUGUGGGCAGCAAAUAAAGACAGACUCCUACAGUGUCCUCGGGAACAGGAGGUGGCUGUUUUCCUGUCAACACUGUAUGCCUCCACUGGGGAGAAGUUUGGCCUCAUAAGGACUCUUCAGCCCUUCGGCGAUGGUGCUCUGGAGAGUUCGCGGCUCAGAGCUAUUCCCUCUCCCUGGUGUGCUUUCUCGAUCUGGAUAUACCUUCUCCAUCCCUGUCGCCAGCAGUUGUGUGGGGUGCUGCACCAUGUAGACUCAGAGAAGGGUUAUGCUUCUCCCUCGCUGUUCCUGAGGAGCUCAGGCCAAUUACACAUCCAGCUGCAUGGGAAAUCAGGAGUGUCCUCAGCUUUCCUCUCCAAGUUCACAGUGCCACUCAGGCAGUGGUGCCAUCUCAACAUGGAGCUGGAUGGCUGGACGGUCAGGAUAACCAUGAUGUGCAGAGAUGGAGAGCACUACGUUGUACAGAACUCUGAGCAUGUAUUUGAUAUAGCAUUUCACCUGGAUGACACAGAUGGCUACUUUGCGGUUGGUGGAGGUGAAUUUGUUAAAGGCAUUGAGGGGUACUACGGACCUAUUGUUUAUUACAGAAACAGCAUGCCUGCUCAAAGUGAGUCUGAAGUCCACAUACCACCUCCCAUAACACUUAUGACAGAAUGGCUCCAGUCUUGUCAUCAUUUUGAAUUUGAUCUGAAGAUCAAAAUCGCUGGCUACCUACAAAGAGCAAGAGAGAAUGGACACUCAGAUGUCUGUGUUGCUGCAUACAGCCAGUGGCUAUCCAAAGACAAGUCCCAAGUCAUGACCCCACAGUGUGAGGCAUGGGAAGCCCCUGGUUCACCCCAGAGACGUCAAACAGUUCGCAUAGCAGAAAAGUUGGCAAACAAAUAUGGUCCAUCAGUUAGUCCAGCCACCGUUGGCAAGGCUCUGUACUCCCUGACCCUUAAUAAACUGGCCCAGGCAGUGGAUACAGGAGUCAUCAGCAGGGUGUUGCCUCUCUUGCUGCAGGCUGGUUGCCUUGGGGACAACAGGGCCCUCUACCUCUCAUCGGUGCUGUACAGCAGUGGUGUCGGCGUGAAGACACGUCCUAUGAGGGCAUGGCUGCUCGCUCUGCUGGCGGCCCAGCAGGACUGGAGACUGGGGCUGCUGCGUCUCGGGCACCUGCACCAUCUAGGUGACGAGAACAUCCCUCCUGACCCUGACCUGGCUUAUGCCUACUAUGCCAACAUCGCUAAACAAACAUCUGCUGAUCGUCAGAACCUCACCACACAGCAGACUUAUGUGGAGGCCAUAUAUCUGAAUAAUGAGGAAGUACUAAAGUCACAGACCAAUGAGAACCAUGACCUCUUCCACUGGUUAAAACUCCAAGCACGGAAUGGGGUGGCAGGAGCAGAGCAAACAAUGGGCCGGAUGCUGUUCUGGGGUCAGCAUGGUGUGGCUCCAGACAUCCAGACUGCUGUGAAGCACUAUCAGAGAGGAGCCAUUAGACUUCAGGACCCAGUGUCCAUGUACGACUAUGCCAUUGUCCUGCUCACGGGACGGGGUGUUGAACAAGACAUCCCUAAGGCUGUAAUUUUCCUGAAGAAAGCCAUAGAGCGGGGCUUUGUCCCAGCAAUGAAUGCUCUGGGCUGGUACUACGAGCAUUAUGAGAAGGACUAUGAGCGCGCUGUGGAGCUGUGGGAGCAGGCUGAUGCCGGCGGAAGCCCAGACGCAGCCAUGAACCUGGGUGUCAUGCGCUCCCAAGGGCUGUAUCCAGGGAGACCAGCGGAUCAGCUCAUGGCAUAUCACUACUUCCUGAAGUCUGCUCAAAGGGGUCAUGUGGAUGGAGCUAUCAAUCUGGCUGAGAUAUGGAAUCAGGGGCUCCCAAACCAGAUGAUGAGGCGUCCUGAACAUGCUGUUUUAUGGGCGAAAUGGGCAUCGGAACAGAAUGGUUACCUUGGCACAAUCUUACGGAAAGGCUUUGAUGCCUAUUUAAAAGAAAGAUGGUUGAUGGCUCUCGUAUAUUACCUGAUGGCAGCUGAAUCAGGAUUUGCUUCGGCCCAGUUCAAUGCGGCCUACUUAUGCGAACAAAACCCUGGAGGUUUUUUGACACAGGCCUUUGUGAAACAGUGCAUGCUAAGAUACUACAAUCUCACCAUUCAGAGUCAAGAUCCAGAUGCUCACGCUUUAAUAAAAAUGGGAGACUUGCUCUCUAGUCGUAAUGCAACUGGUCAGAAAGAUGUGGCCAAAGCUGCAGAGAUGUACAAGCUUGCUACUCUCAGCGGUGAACCCCAGGGAUGGUUCAGUCUAGGUCUGCUUGUCCAGGAGGGGGAGACAUUGCCAUUAUUUUUGCUGGUGGAAUUGAACUUGUUGCAGCCCUACCUAUCAGACAGACAAGACCUUCUCACAGCACUGUACCGUAGAUGCAGAGAUUCAAAUGCCACAGAUGCAUACGUACCUUGCAGUCUUGCUCUUUUCAAUAUAUAUCUACAAUCAUUUUGGGAGACCAAUUUUAUUCUCAAGACGUCAAGUACAGUUGCUGUGACAGUUGCCACCAUAGCGGUGGUCUUUGUAUUGUCCAAAAUCUUUAGACGACAUGUCAUGGACACUGGUCAGAUCACAUGACCCCCAUCAAGGUGGGAGGGAGCAUCAGACAUUCAGUUAAUACCACUCAGCACAGCCUCAGUGUGCCACACUUAUUAUUUCAUAAAUUAUUUCAUCCCUUUAAUGUGUCUUUCUCUUCUUUUAUUUGUGUUUGAUAAGUUAGCUGGUUAGCCGACCAGCCAGGGAGCUCCUAAGCUGUGUCUAAGUCAAAGCUAGCUCUGUCAAAGCUUUGCUUUGGCUUUUCUGAUGAUCUGUAAUGACAAACUUUUGUACUGACACAGUGCUGCAUUGCUGUUAAAGAAGGCCAAGCUGAAAAAAAGAAGGGAUGUCCUUGGUGACAACCAUGAUGUCAUUUGUUUGUUAUAGAUUCAUGAUAAUUUUUCAUGAAACCUAUUUUUAUAUGUUAUAUUUCCCACUGCUGCAGACAAGCAGAUCUGGUAUACACAUUUUUUUAUUUUUGUAUUAUUAUUUUUUUUACCAGUACCUGGUCAGGUAGGCAUUUCCCAGGCCCCAGCAGUUGUGCUUGCCUUCUGUACUCUCUGUAACCUAGAUGGCAUGACUGUUGAAGCAUGGCUUCACAAAGCUGGGUUAUUUUUUCUGGCUCACUGCUCCUGGCCCCCAGGGGUUACCUGUGCUCCAGGUAAUGAUAAUGAAUACCAGUGUGGUCACAUGAGAGGGUGCAGAGGUCUGUCACAAACAGCAGGUGUUGAGCAAGCUGAGACCUGCACACAGCCACACAGGAACAGCCAAGUCUCAAGGUAUCCUGCCUAAUUGAAAUAACAGUGUCCCUCCUACUAAUGAGGGGAGAAGUAAAUGGUUUCACUCUUCAACUGCUACAUCAUAUGUCUGUUUCAAAAAAGGAUUCCUCUAAUGGAAAUGUCAGACUUGAAGUAAAUGGACAGAAAAUCUAUGAAUUAUGUUUGCUCUAUGUUGUUCAUGUUCUAUUGAUUAUUACUUAAAGGCUCCCAUCGCUUACCGACCAGUCUAAACAAGAAUGGAAGUCAUAUGUCAAAACGUAUGUCUUAAUAGCUCAAAGGCAUGUGUUCACACCCUUGCCAAAUCUAUUCAAGUGCGAGUUGUUAAAGAUGAUUUUUGAACAAAAUACAAUGGAAUAAAAUAUAGUUUCAUUGGAUUA
Messenger RNA from Clupea harengus (Atlantic herring), 4881 nucleotides. RefSeq names its product protein sel-1 homolog 3. Gene Ontology annotation, molecular function: protein binding. The record is from RefSeq and is a predicted model, not a curated record. NCBI's taxonomy places the organism in Eukaryota, Metazoa, Chordata, Actinopteri, Clupeiformes, Clupeidae.